UGUGAAAUCGACCACAAAUUUGGAUUGAAAGGGUUUUACUGCGAUUCAAAAGGAUCGAAGAAGAUUGUGGUGCAGUGCUAGUGACGGAAACGGUUCCGAUUGCGCCACUUUCGGCUGCUUUUCAGGUCAGGUUCCGGUGGGCAGUUUAUCGAUUUUUCUUUUAGCAUUCAAGUUGCCCGAAAAUGUCCGAUUACGGCGGUGGUGGCCGGACGAAAGAAAUCUGCGAGGAGCCGCCAAUGUCCCGGCUGUUUAUCAUUUGCGGAAAGCACAUCACAAAGGAUCAGCUGAUCAAGCACUUCGAGGCGGACGGAACGAUUGAAGAGUGUGUCGUGAUUACGGAUCGGCGUACCGGCCAGGGUAAAGGGGUCGCGUACGUGAAGUUCACGCAAACCUCAUCGGCCGCUCGCGGGCUCCUUAAGAAUGCCACCAUAAUCGAAGGGGACACCCGACCCAUCAAGGUGAUGAUUUCGGCCAGCUACAAUCGGGAUAAAAACAGCAGCACCGUGCUGGACGUGAACGAGAACCACUUCCUGCGGCUGUUUGCCAUCGUCCCGAGCAGCCGAACGGAGGAUCAGUUGCGGGAAGAGUUCGCACCGUUCGGAACGGUGAUCCAGGUUCGGCUCGUGCCCGACAAAAAGAACGACAAACAGUGCGCAGCGUACAUCAAGUUCUCGUCCUUCCUCGAGGCGGCCACGGCCAUCGAGAACUGCGAUCCGCAGUACAAGGCCAAGUUCUGUAUCCCCCGCUCCAACUUUCAGCAGGAAAAGGACCACCGGUCCAGCCACGAAGCGGCCGGGUCCCAUGAGCCCAUGAAUCGAAAGAGAACCCAUUCAGCGGAACGCGCGUCCACGUCGAAGGGCGAUUCGAAGCUGGCCGUGAUAUGCAGCAAUCAGCUGAAUCAGGACCGCAUUUGGCGGGUGUUUGAUAUCGCUCCGGGGAUGAAGUACUGCACCAUCGACACGGCCAACGACAUCAACAUAACGGCCACGGUUGUGUACUCGAGUCGAGAGGAAGCCCAACGGGCGGUAGAAAAGAUCCACGGGCUGGAGUACCCGCUUGGCGAGCGGAUGAUCGUACGGUUCGAGGAGGAGUUUAAGGAGGAAAUCGUUGCUAAAGAUGCCCUCGCGCAGCUUGGGCCACCGAAGCCACUCGUCUCGGAGAUGGUGGCGUGCGUGAAGAAAGCCUUCUUCAUCUGCAUGCCCGAAGCCAUCUCGGUGAAGCUGCUGACGGAUGUUUUCUGUCGGUUCGGGGACCUGAUCAAGGUGUACAUCGUGCCGGGUAAGCGGCACGGAUACGCCGAGUUUGCCAGUGAAGUGGCAGCCGACCGUGCAAUUCAGCAGCUACACGGACUACACCUCGGCGACUUUUGGCUGAAGGUGCUCGAGUGUGCCCAGCAUUCCGGCGACAACAAGCGCAACAGAAUGGAACACUAAACGGUGGGCCCAUUUACACUGCGAACAAAGGAAUGGAACACAAUUUGAAAUAAUGGAACUUCGAAAGAAUUGUUGGGAAUUGGAAAUCACUUGGAUCUUGUUGGAACCAUGGAACUGGCCUGGAUGGCCCGGAGAAUCGUAUCGUUGUUUAAAAGAUUGCCACGCGGCACUUCUUUAGCAAAAGCAAAUACUGAAAUUAGAAACAAGAAUGGUUCAACUAGAAUACUAUAUGAGAGAUUACGCAGACGAAUGUUGGGAGGACAAUGGAGGGAAAAUCUGCUGAAAAUAUCCCACUGUCCAGGAUCUCAAAAGAAUGAAACUAGAAAUUAAGGUACAUUUAAAAUCGAUUUUAAAGAAAGAGAAAUAAGCAUUGGAAUGAAUCGAAAGACUCGUGCCGAUGUGAAAGUUAAUGCAGUAAAUCGUGCUGUUGGAAUAUUUUAAAAACGAGUCUCAAGCCGAAAGUCCCAGUCCCACAAAUGCAUCAAAUGCCACGACACGAAACAAUUGUCUUAACGAAGGCUUAGUAAUUUCUGCUGAAUAAAUAUUGGGUUUUAAAACGGA
This is a messenger RNA of Anopheles bellator, 1994 nucleotides long. RefSeq names its product RNA-binding protein 45-like. Lineage: Eukaryota; Metazoa; Arthropoda; Insecta; Diptera; Culicidae. The record is from RefSeq and is a predicted model, not a curated record. Gene Ontology annotation, cellular component: ribonucleoprotein complex. Bases 183 to 1433 code for a protein of 416 amino acids. The transcript has 4 exons. Gene Ontology annotation, molecular function: RNA binding.